Populus nigra (black poplar) is the source of this 1061-nucleotide messenger RNA. Its product is annotated as protein MIZU-KUSSEI 1-like. NCBI's taxonomy places the organism in Eukaryota, Viridiplantae, Streptophyta, Magnoliopsida, Malpighiales, Salicaceae. Bases 280 to 975 code for a protein of 231 amino acids. Gene Ontology annotation, biological process: hydrotropism. The transcript has a single exon. The record is from RefSeq and is a predicted model, not a curated record.
ACCUGGUCACAUCAAAGCUUUAGUACUAAUUUUGCUUUAGUACUAAUUUUUCCUUCUCUCUCAACUAAUUUGGAGGUUCUUUCUUUUCCCUUCCCCACUUCGAAAAGAUUCCAAGGACAAUCCAGCCAAAGUGACCAACCACCUUCCUAACUCUUCUUUUUAAUUCAUACACCUCCCUCUAUAUGUAUCUUAUAGUUUGUCAGUAGCUCAAAGCCACAAACUCACCAUCACCCUUUAUUUUUCCUGAAUUUUAUAGCAUAUGCUAUAGUAAGUCCAACGAUGCCACCAGUACAUUCUAGCUCAUACUUCCAAAUGGACAAUCAAGCCAUAUUAUCAUUGCUCCGGCACACUGCAGGCGAGAAACGAUCAAAAUCUAGUAGCAGUGGGCUUCUUAAAAUGUUCAAGCUCUUCCCCAUGUUAACCUCAGGCUGCAAGAUGGUUGCGCUAUUAGGCAGACCUCGUAAAGCUUUACUCAAGGACAACGCCACAACAGGUACCAUUUUUGGUUAUCGUAAAGGUAGAGUUAGUCUAGCCAUCCAGGAAGAUCCUCAUUGUGUGCCGAGGUUUGUUAUAGAGCUACCGAUGCACUCAAGUCUAUUUCACAAAGAAAUGGCAUCGGAUAUUGUAAGAAUCGCUUUAGAGAGCGAGACCAAGACACAUAAAAAGAAACUAUUGGAGGAGUUUGUUUGGGCUGUGUAUUGUAAUGGAAGAAAGGUUGGGUACUCUAUUAGGAGGAAGCAAAUGUCUGAUGAUGAGCUUCAUGUUAUGCAACUUCUGAGAGGUGUUUCUAUGGGUGCUGGUGUGCUUCCUUGCCCAAAUAAUGAGAAAGAAUCAUCAGCUGAUGGGGAAUUGACAUACAUAAGAGCCAGAUUUGAGAGAGUGGUUGGAUCUAAAGACUCUGAAGCUUUGUACAUGAUUAAUCCUGAUGGUGCAGCAGGACCAGAAUUAAGUAUUUUCUUUGUAAGGGCUCGUUAGAGAAUUCGUUUGUGUGACAUUCUAGGUGUUGUUUGUAAACUUAAUUUUUCUAAUCAUAAGCACCAUAAAAAUAUCCUAUUGACCUC